AUGGCCGCCAACUCAAGGCGGAAUCCGAAGCGGAAGGCUACCGAGACAGCCGCCGCCGCAACCACCGCUGCCGCUUCUCACGAGGCGAGAGACUACCAGACGCUUCUCCGUGAAUCUCUGGCGCCCCUGGACAAGGACGAGCUGAAGGAAUGGGAGGGUUGGUGUGAGGUGGAAUCUGAACCUGCCUUCUUCAAUGCUAUGCUACGAGAGAUGGGCGUCAAGGAUGUCAAGGUCCAAGAGGUCUUUACGGUUGACGAAGACUACGUCGCGACUCUUCCGCAACCCGUCUAUGGCCUCAUCUUUCUCUACCAAUACUUCUCUGAGAACUACGAGGACGACGCCGUCGUCGAUAGCCGCGAUGUUUGGUUUGCAAAUCAGACGACAGACAACGCCUGCGCAACCGUCGCCAUGACAAACAUCCUCAUGAACAGUCCAGGACUCGACCUCGGAAAAGACCUCCAAACCUUUAAAGACUCCACAAACAGCCUCAGCACUCCUCUCCGCGGCCACGCCCUGAGCACAAACGCCUUCAUCCGCUCCGUCCACAACUCCUUCACCCGGCGAAUGGACCACCUCAACGCCGAUCUCUUCCUGGAGACCGAGGCCUCAGAGUCCAAGAAGAAGAAGAAGACGACGAAGCGCAGGGGUCCCGCAAAGAAGACGAGGCGAACCAAGAAGCAAAAGAUUGACGACGAGUCCGGGUUCCACUUCAUCGCCUACGUACCGGCUAACGGCUCGGUCUGGGAGCUGGAUGGUCUCAAGACGAGGCCCGUGUGCCUUGGACCCCUCGAAACGGGCGUCCACUGGGCGAAUCUGGUCCAGCCCGAGAUCCAGGCGCGCAUGCUCCAGUUUGAGGAGAAUGCCCUCUCUUUCAAUCUCCUCGCGCUCUGCAAGAGCCCGUUGACAAUCUUGUCGGGGGAACUCGCGAGCACGAUCCGCUCGUUUGAGCUCUUGGAGAGCCGUACCAAGGACCUCGACGGCUGGGAGAGUCUCGUUGCCGGAAAUAGCCAGCCUCUGAAGAGCUCCGAGAUUGAGCGCCUCGCCGGCUUUGGAAUUUCAGGAUUGGAUAUUGAACAGGCGCGCGUGGACCCAGCAUUCGAGAGAAAGAUUGCCAAGUCAUCCACAGAUAUGGCGGAGCUCUUCAAUUUCUACGACGAUCUUGUGACGAAGCAGAAGUCUCUGAUCGGAGAGUACAAUACCGAAAUUGGCUUCAUGAAAGAGGACGAUGACCGUGUGCAGGGACGGAAGAAGGAUCACACUCCUGCGAUCCACUCCUGGGUGCAGAAGCUGGCGGAGCAUGGUGUGCUCGCAGACUGGGCAGCCAACUCCUAG
This is a messenger RNA of Colletotrichum phormii, 1332 nucleotides long. Its product is annotated as ubiquitin carboxyl-terminal hydrolase, family 1. The transcript has 3 exons. The record is from RefSeq and is a predicted model, not a curated record. Gene Ontology annotation, biological process: ubiquitin-dependent protein catabolic process; protein deubiquitination. Gene Ontology annotation, molecular function: cysteine-type deubiquitinase activity. Gene Ontology annotation, cellular component: cytoplasm. Lineage: Eukaryota; Fungi; Ascomycota; Sordariomycetes; Glomerellales; Glomerellaceae. The coding region runs from base 1 to 1332 and encodes 443 amino acids.